AUGGGUUUUCCAUCAUCUUUGCCUCGCCGUGCGCUUUUAGAGAGCGACACGACGUUCGCGGAGGCGUGCGACGCGUGGUGGGCGUCUCACCUUCAGGAGCAGCAGGAAGUGCAAGAGGAGGAAGAGGGAAAGAUAAACCCCGACGAGGGCGAGGACGAGAACGGCGAAGAUACUAGCAACAGCAGCAACGCCGAUGAUGAUGAUGAUGAUGAUUCUUCCGCUUCUACCGCUACCGGUUUCGUCGUCGAGUGGACGGAUGACGAAACGACAGCCGAAGACGAAAGCGAAGGCGUCGUGAAGAGAUAUUGUCCGUGCAAACUAAACACGUGGCGAGGUUUUAGCGAAGAUGGAACGAGAGAAUGGGAGUGUGCGGUAGACGAUAGCGAGAAGACUUCGACGCCUUUUGAGACGUCGGUGAUGUUAAUCAUAACUAUGAUUGUGUUGUGUUUCGCGUUGACUUUUCGUUUGUGGAAGAGGAAAUGGCAAAGUAGGAGACGGGAAAUAGAGGAACGCGAAGACUUGGAAGCGUCGGUGAGGUCGGAGAGUGAGAUUAAGUUUAGGACGCAAGAUGAGAUGUACGAGCAUUGGAAAUCGUGCGUGCAACCGGACGGGACGAAAGUUAUAUGCGUGGAAAUUGAGCCCCGGAGAAAGAAGAAUUUCGACUACGACGACUACGAAGACGAUUUAGUGAUACCGCUCGAUGCAAACGGAAACGUCGUGGUUACGGUCGCUGAUAGCAAAAAUAAUAGCAGUGCAUUUAGUGUGCUUCCGCCACCGGUACCUCCCGUCGUUCGCGCGAGACCGACUGUACUCCAACAACAUCUGUCCGGCGACGAAAUAGGACGAGGAGAAGAGGAAGAAGUAGAAGUGGAAGUAGGAGAAGAUAGAGAAUUCGGUUACGAUGUCGAAGAGGCAACACGUACCACUGCAUUUCCCGAGUUACAAAACCACGGACCAGAACACACCGUUGGUCGGAGGAGAAGACGACGCAACUCUUCUGUAGAAUUUGCAAUCCCCGCGGUUUCUGAUUUAGCGUACGAAGAAAUCGAGCACGAAGAGUGGGCAGAUGAUACUGAAAACAUAGAAGACGACAGUUUGUAA
Messenger RNA from Bathycoccus prasinos, 1101 nucleotides. RefSeq lists its product with no specific name. The coding region runs from base 1 to 1101 and encodes 366 amino acids. NCBI's taxonomy places the organism in Eukaryota, Viridiplantae, Chlorophyta, Mamiellophyceae, Mamiellales, Bathycoccaceae. The record is from RefSeq and is a predicted model, not a curated record. The transcript has a single exon.